UGGAGUUGUAAGAGCGCGUUCACGCUGCACGCGCUGCUCUGAUCCUGGACCUGCAGAGGACCAGGACUAGUGUCAGAAUCAGAAUCAGGAUCAGGAACAGGAGAGCUGGACCUGCCGGUGUUACAUCAGAGUUUUAUAGAUUAUUAUUAAUAACUUUGUUUAAAAGAAGAGAGAGACAAACAUCCUGCUGCUCAUACCGGGGCUCUGUGUCGGAUCAUCGUAGUGAUGAGGAGUAAUACAGAGGGCUGUUAGUUUAUUGUGUGUGUGUGUGUGUGUGUGUGUGUGUGUGUGUGUGUCUGAUCAGUGUGACUUCAGUUAAAUCUCUGAUUUUUCUGUUUGGUCUUCUGCAUGAGCUGUGUGUCCUUUCUUCAGCCGAGCAGCUGCAGCUCUGCAGCCUGUGCUGUGCUCAGUUUGUGUGUGUGUAUGUGUGUGUGUGUGUGUGCGUGCGUGAGAUAGAGAGAGUGAGAGAGCCUGUGUGUGUAUGUGUGUUCUCGGUGUGUGUGUGUGUCAGUGUGUGUGCGGGUUAUUCACAGAGCUGCUAUGCAGACUGAGUGGAGCCACAGUCAGACAGCCUCAGUGUGAGCUCACAGAGAAACGCUCACAGCUGACAGAGUUCUGCAGGAGGACUCGUGCAGGACAGCAGAUGUUUCUCACUCUGUGGACUGAUGUGGACAGAUGUGGAUUAUUCAGGAUGCAGAUCUGCAGACUGAGAGGAGCCACAGUAAACUUGCUGCAGUAACAUCCUGUCAGAGCAGGAUUCAGACUUUAGGAUCCUCAGAUUGUGGAUUACUGAAUGGACUCUAAAGUUUCACAGACUCAGACCUGAACUCAAGUCCUCGGACCUGCUGAUAGAAAUGGAAUUGGUGUUUGCACCAGGUGGAGGUUUGGACAGAUGACAGCGGAUACAACUUUUUAAUUCAGACCUUUUUGAGGUUCAAUUUCAGCUCCACGUGUUGAUUUAAUUCUGCUCUGUUGGUGACGUUAUAAUCAGAGGAUGAAGAACCUGGAUCAACUGAGUCAGACCUGGAACAGGUCCAUCAGCAAAGACCCGGUCCUGGUCUCUAAUAAGAAGUUCAAGAGGAAGUCCCGGGAGCCUAAAAGACUGUGCAGUGACCCGGAGCCUGACAGGACCAGGUCUUUUCCUGCAGACGGGUCCGAUGUGGACUCUGCAGAUGAGGCGGCCCCCCUGCGGAGACAGCUGAUGCAAGCUGAGUCCAGGUCUGCAGGGAUCCUGUCAGGACUCACAGAGGGCGGGGAUACUCGAGCUCACAGCGGGGCCUUAGACAUGAGGAUCGGCAUAAACGUGCCUUCCAUCACCCCCAAACUGACCCAGGUCCCGUCCCCCUCACUCUCUGAGAUCUCCCACUGGUCUCCCACCAUCUCCCAGCCCCUGACACACAGACUCAGACCGGGCCACAGGUCCACCUUCUCUCUGUCAGCAUCCACCAGCAGCAGCCUCUCUCUGGAGCCCGCACUGACAGGACUGCCUAUGCCCAGAACUCCCCAGUCCUCCCAGAGUCAGGAGCACCUGGAGCCUCAGGCCCAGUCCCCAAGGGACUCUCCCAGGAAGCGGGCCGGGCUGAAUGAAGAUGGACCCGGACCUGGUCCUGGGCAUGAACAUGAACAUGAACAUGAACAUGAACAUGAACAUGGACUUGGACAUGGACUUGGACUUGGACUUGGACAUGGACAUGGACAUGGACAUGGACCUGGACCUGCACAUGGACAUGGACAUGGACAUGGACAUGGACAUGGACGUAUUCCAGAGGUGAAAGCGGUCCAGCAGACCAGGAGGCUGCUUGCCAACGCUCGAGAGAGGACCAGAGUCCACACCAUCAGUGCUGCGUUUGAAGCGCUGAGGAAACAGGUGCCGUGUUACUCGUACGGACAGAAGCUUUCUAAGUUAGCCAUCCUGCGAAUCGCCUGUAACUACAUCCUGUCUCUGGCUCAGCUGGCGGAGCUGGACUACAGUCCAGACCGAUCCAGUCUGAGCUUUUCUCAGUGUGUGGACCAGUGUACAAGAACGCUGCAGGCCGAGGGGCGGAGCAAGAAGAGGAAGGAGUGAUGCUGACAGACAGACCAGGACCAUGACUAGGAUCAGGACCUUGAUCUGGAUGUGGAUCUAAAAUUCUGGGAGAAGGACUAAGACGGACUUUGAGGAUCAUUAGGGAGAGUUCUUGAUGUUUCAAUGAUGACCCGCUUCACAAUUUGGACUAACAUCUGAACUUUUUUGAAAAUGAGAUUAUGAACUCCUGUAUGUGAUGAUCAGCGGAUUAAUAAUCCCGUUACCAUGGAUACAGACAGACCUCACACAGGCGUAUGUGAUGAUCAGCGGAUUAAUAAUCCCGUUACCAUGGAAACCGACAGACUUCAUACUGGUGUUUGUAAUGAUCAGUGGAUUAAUAUCACGUUACUAUGGAAACCGACAGACCUCACACAGGUGUAUGUGAUGAUCAGCGGAUUAAUAAUCCCGUUACCAUGGAAACCGACAGACCUCAUAGAGGUGUAUGUGAUGAUCAUUGGAUUAAUAAUCCCGUUACCAUGGAAACCGACAGACCUCACACAGUUGCAUGUGAUGAUCAUUGGAUUAAUAAUCCUGUUACCAUGGAAACCAACAGACCUCACACAGGUGUUUGUGAUAACUUGAUGUAGACUUAUUUUUAACAGAUUGAUGAAGCUCAUCGGGUUUAGAAAAGCUCCAGAAACUUUAAUUAAACCAACGUUGCAGUUUUUAACAGCUUCCCCAGUUCAUUCAGUGUUAUAUCUUUUAGUUUUACGUUUAAUACGUUCGUUAUAUUUCAGAAUAUGUCCGUUUAGUUUCUCCUGUAAAAUAAAAUAUUUUAACAUGA
This is a messenger RNA of Labrus bergylta (ballan wrasse), 2849 nucleotides long. Its product is annotated as transcription factor Atoh8. Gene Ontology annotation, biological process: positive regulation of transcription by RNA polymerase II; axon development; sensory organ development. Gene Ontology annotation, molecular function: E-box binding; protein dimerization activity; DNA-binding transcription factor activity, RNA polymerase II-specific. Gene Ontology annotation, cellular component: nucleus. Lineage: Eukaryota; Metazoa; Chordata; Actinopteri; Labriformes; Labridae. The record is from RefSeq and is a predicted model, not a curated record.